GCGCGUGAGGGUUUUUGUCCCUUCCGAGCCGCCGUAGCGAUGGGAGAUAACAUGUCCAAGCGACUGAAGCUGAUCUCGGCUACUGAGGCAGAGAUGGAGGAGCGCACUUUUCCAAACCCGUACCCAGACUGGGACCCAGGAGUCCUCACCUCCAACUCUGGAGCUGAUGUAGACUACAAUGAGCCAUUUGAUGCCGACGGAAAGGUGAGUGCAGCCUUCCAGAAGAAGGUCGAAAACAAAAUUAAAGAUCUCCUCACACAGAUGGAGGAGGGCCUCAAGACAGCCGACCCCCAUGACUUCUCCACCUACACAGGCUGGACGGGCAUCGCCUUGCUGUACCUGCAGCUGUACCGGGUGACACAGGAGGCCUCCCACCUGCAGAGGGCUCUGGACUACGUGAAGAGGACAAUGAGGAGCCUGAAUGGACGUAAAGUGACCUUCCUGUGUGGUGAUGCAGGCCCGCUGGCUGUGGGAGCAGUGGUCCAUCACAAGCUUAACAACUCUGCUGAUAGCAAGGACUGUGUGUCCAGGCUCCUCCAGCUGCAGCGAUCAGUCCUGAGUUCAGACGCCGAGAUGCCAGACGAGCUGCUGUACGGCCGGGCCGGCUACCUUUAUGCCCUGCUCUACAUCAACAAAGAGAUUGGACCUGACACUGUGGACGAAGAAACCAUUACAAAGGUGGUGACAGUCAUCCUGGAGUCGGGGAAAAACAUGUCAGCAGAACAGAAGAAGACGGAUCGCUGUCCUCUGCUCUAUGAAUGGCACAAGAAGCAGUACAUCGGUGCUGCACAUGGCCUGGCUGGUAUAUAUUACAUGCUCAUGCAGCCUGCAGCGAAGGUGAAUCCAGACAUGCUGUCAGAGCUGAUCCGUCCCUGCAUCGACUACGUUCGCCACAAGAAGUUUCGCUCUGGGAACUUCCCAUCAUCUCUGAGCAACGAGAGCGACCGGUUGGUUCACUGGUGCCACGGAUCCCCCGGUGUCAUCCACAUGCUCAUCAUGGCUCAUAAGGUGUUCAAAGAGGACAAGUAUCUGAAGGACGCUGUGGAAUGUUCUGAGGUGAUAUGGCAGCGAGGCCUGCUCAGAAAAGGCUACGGUAUCUGCCACGGUACUGCUGGGAACGGUUACGCCUUCCUGUCCCUUUACAAGGUCACCAAGGAGAAGAAAUACCUGUACCGUGCAUGCAAGUUUGCCGAGUGGUGUUUGGCCUACGGAACCCACGGCUGUCGCAUCCCAGAUCGACCUUACUCUCUUUUUGAAGGUAUGGCAGGGGCCAUCUACUACUUAUCGGAGAUAGCGCAGCCUGAAGCUUGCUGCUUCCCUGCAUUUGAACUUUGACCUGCCAGCUGAUGGGACUGAGGAUGAUGAAGGGAAAGGAUGCAUUUUUGUUGCAGCGUUCAGCCUUGGUUUUCAGGAUCAGUCCAAAUACGGCUUAUACAGAGGAAUGAGUGCAAUUGUGUUUUGAGGUAAUCACACAUGUUGUUUGGUUGUAUAAAAUUUAGAAUAUGUACAAAAAUAAAAGGGGGGUUAUUUUAAGACCGGUUGAAUGUUAUGAAUCUGGAGGAAAGAAGUCUAAUUGAAGAAGAUGGUGUGAAUGGAUGUUUCUCCUCUUGAAUAUGGACACUUACAUCCUGUAGUACAUGUCAGAGGAAUAAUGUCAAAUGUUAUUAAACCUUCACCUCUGAGGUCCCUCCUCAUCCUCUACGUGUGUUGGGCUGAAGACUUGGACCCUGGUUCUUCUUUUUGCUUACACAAGUGAUAGCCUGCUGGCUUGGACACAGAAGAACACACUCACCACCCUCAGCCUUACCGUAGCACCUAGGCCAAGAAAGAGGGUGUGUGCGUGUGGAUGUUUGUGAGUGUAUGUGCGUUUGUAUAAGUGAACUAAAGCUGUUUUGGUAUUUCAAUACCUCUGCAUGCUCACUCUAACGGCUCUCGGUGCCUCAUAUCCUGUCAAUGUAGUGAUUUCCUCUUCCUGUAUUUGUAAGUGUGGCAGUUCAGUUCUCCGGGUAUUUAUCACAUUGUGGGGAAAGAUUCUCUGUGGUCCUCAUUUAACCAGAUUUUAGUAUUGUUUAUUUGAUCGCCAGACUAUUUUAAAGCUUAUGUUUGAUUUCUUUAUUUCUUGUGUUAACUAAAAACUAUAAGAUGCUAUGUUGCACUUCUUUCUAAAGAGGAGAAGGUUAGAUUGGAAAGCCUUGGAAGGCUAAAUAAGAGCGUUUGAGUCCUCUUUUUAAAAAAAGUCUGCUUAGUGUUAUUGAAGCUAAUGUACCAACUAUGUUUUAUCGAAGCCCUUUGCUCUCUGUAGCUCAAUAUUUGGCUUUUUGGAGGGCCUUUAUGCUUUUUUAUGCUUUUUUAAAAUAGCUUUGCUAACUAAUAUUCUAACGGAUUUCUGCUUAAUUGAAGAGAUACUUUUUCUUUUUCUUAUUUAGUUAUUUUGUAAUAAUUUUUGACUAGUUAGGUGCACAAGUCAGAACUAAUGCUAAAGAUUGUAUGUAUUCUUAGCAAAAAACAUGUGCAGUGUUUAGUGUUUUACUGUAAAAAAAAAUAAGUUGCAUUUUAAAAUAUACUUUUUAAUACAUUUUUUUUUUAGGCUCCUUGUUUGAAACAAAAUCAAAAAAAGUUAGCGUGGCGAUUAGCUUCUUUAGCUAGUCAGCAACGUUUUAUCCUGGUUAAAAAAAAAAAGACAAUUUUCCCCACAAUGUGUCAAGUGUCAAAUCAUUUGGAGUAAAAGUGUAUUGUGCUGAAGAGGUUUAAAAAUUUGGUCUUUUUGUUUCAAGCUACAAAAGCUAAUUUUGUAUUUAUAGCAUUUCUGCUAAAGUCACACCAAGCUAGCUUGUUAGCUUGCAUCUAACAGCAUGUAUUGGCCUUCAGCUCAAUAGUAAAACAUUUUAAAAUAUAUAUUUAAUUUGGAUAUGGCCUCAAAUUGAUUCGGGUACACUACAUAUGUGGCACAUGAUGCUUUGAAUAACGUGGGUGAUGGUUGGAGAAGGCCAAGGAAUCUGUUUUUUUACUUAACUGUCUGAACUUGUUAACUUAAUAUCACAGGUGUUUGUACUGGCCUUAACUUUGCCCUCCAGAGAUACUACUCAUGCUCACCUCCCAGUUCUCACUUUGUUUACUCACUUUACCUUUAAUGUACUGAUAUACAAACAGCCAUGAACUUAGACAUCUCUCUUGUGUGCAUUCAUGAGGUUUUGAGAAAUGGAACCAAACAUGUCAGCCUCUGUAUCAUUUCAUGUAGACUCACAGGUUUGUGGAUCAGACACCUGACAGUGAGAGUGAUUCAUAACUGAUCAUCUCAUAAGGUCACAUACUUGUAUUCUGGAUGUAUUAUGUCUACGAUGCUUUGUGGAAAUUGAAGCCCAUAGCUCAAUAAAAUAUGUCUGAAAUCAUGCCAAAUGGAUCAAGGUUUGCAGCAUCUAAUCCUUAUUAAACAAUAUUUUAAGUUUUUAUUUUAAGCUUCUGUGAGGAGCCAACUAUUGAAUUGAAUUUAGUGCCCCUAGUGGACAAUGCGGUUGUCUUAUCUCUCUGCUGAUGGUCUCCUGUAAAUGCAUAGGUCCUAUCUUCUAAGAGGAAAUCUCUUCCUCCCGUCUUAACCAUCAGUUGUAUCACUCAUCAAAUCUCUGCCUUAGAAAAGGUCAACAAAGUCUGUUUCUACACAAGCUGUAACUCACUCUGCCUGGCGGCAGUGGAAUCAAGCCUAAAAAUUGACCAUGUUAGACCAUGUCCAAUGAUCUCGCUAGAUUUUGUAGCUCACAUAGAUGCAUCAAUUUUUGUUUCAGUCUGUUUCACAACUAGCUAAAAUCUCCACUAUGUCCAUGAAUUCAGACGGCCCAUGAAUGCACAUAAAAUGCCUAAUUCUCUUGCAGAGGUCUGUUAUGAAUGUCUUUGCAUGAGGAUGAUUUCACAGAAAGAAAUGUGUGUGUUAAGAGUGUCUUCCUGACUGGUCCUAAUGUGUUCGGUGGUGAUUUGUAUUGGAGUGUUUGACCUUUGUCCCAGUCUGUGUAUUUGAUUUGCUGUCGGCCUAAUUGAUGUCAAAUAUGAAUGUUUGUGUGUUUAUUUUCCACAUUAAACUCCUGAGCUUCAGUGACAGCAGCAGCAGUGAAAAUCUA
Notolabrus celidotus (New Zealand spotty) is the source of this 4109-nucleotide messenger RNA. It is a transcript of the gene lancl2, whose product is annotated as LanC lantibiotic synthetase component C-like 2 (bacterial). The record is from RefSeq and is a predicted model, not a curated record. The coding region runs from base 40 to 1335 and encodes 431 amino acids. Gene Ontology annotation, cellular component: plasma membrane. The transcript is spliced from 9 exons. Gene Ontology annotation, biological process: carbohydrate metabolic process; peptide modification. Lineage: Eukaryota; Metazoa; Chordata; Actinopteri; Labriformes; Labridae.